AUGGGCACCACUGAUAUUGAGCUGGUGAACGAAAUCAAGAUUCUUGGCCUUAUCAUUGAUAGAAAACUAACCUUUCAGAGCCACGUCGCCUAUGUGUGCAAGAAAGCCAUUAAUAUAUACAAAGGUUUAGCUAGAGCGGCCAAAGUGACGUGGGGCCUAAAUCCUGAGGUGGUGAGAACCAUAUACGUGGCAGCGAUUGAGCCCAUAAUAUUGUAUGCGUCGAGUGCAUGGGUAAAGGCAGCGGACAAAGUGUAUAUUAAAAACCAGCUGAACACCGUUAUGAGAGGAUUCGCUCAAAAAAUAUGCAAGGCACAUAAAACUGUCUCAAUGAACUCGGCUCUAAUACUGACGAGACUGCUGCCACUUGACCUAAGAGUCAAGGAGGCCGCAUCCCUGUAUGAGGCAAAGAAAGGGAAGCCACAGCCAGUUCUGAAGGGCCGGAAAGUAGAGGAAAGGGCUAGCCCUCUCCAACGACCACACCCUUCAGAGGAGAUCCAGUUGGACUUUGAGUGCCUAGAGAGUGAAGCGGAGGUGCAGGAACGCAUGACGGACGGUGCAGCACACAUAUUCACUGAUGGCAGCAAAAUUGAAGGCAAGGUCGGUUCAGCGCUAUCUUGGUGGAACAGCGGAAACGAAAUAACCUGCCGUAAAUUUAAGCUUGAAGAUCACUGCACCGUCUUUCAGGCGGAACUUUACGCUGUUUACCGCGCCACAGAAUUGGCGAAAACUAGGAAAGAGACCACACUCCACGUGUACAGUGACUCUAGAUCGACGCUGGAAUUGCUUAGAGGAAGUGACUCUUCCCACCAACUGGCUGCCAAAACGAAAGACAACAUCGCGUGUCUUUCCAAGAAGGGAAAGGAGGUGGCGCUCUUCUGA
Plutella xylostella (diamondback moth) is the source of this 879-nucleotide messenger RNA. RefSeq lists its product as uncharacterized. The record is from RefSeq and is a predicted model, not a curated record. Lineage: Eukaryota; Metazoa; Arthropoda; Insecta; Lepidoptera; Plutellidae. Gene Ontology annotation, molecular function: RNA-DNA hybrid ribonuclease activity; nucleic acid binding.